Malassezia restricta is the source of this 2244-nucleotide messenger RNA. Its product is annotated as choline/ethanolamine kinase. The record is from RefSeq and is a predicted model, not a curated record. Gene Ontology annotation, molecular function: ethanolamine kinase activity; choline kinase activity. Gene Ontology annotation, biological process: phosphatidylcholine biosynthetic process; phosphatidylethanolamine biosynthetic process. Lineage: Eukaryota; Fungi; Basidiomycota; Malasseziomycetes; Malasseziales; Malasseziaceae. Gene Ontology annotation, cellular component: cytoplasm. Bases 1 to 2244 code for a protein of 747 amino acids. The transcript has a single exon.
AUGUCGCGGUGGUACCGGCCGCCGACGCCGACACUCUAUGAGAGCAUUGAUGAAGAACUCGAUGCACUAGAGAUCGAGGGUGUGCCUGGUCCGGCGCUGAAGCAUGCUGCGCCGCAGGCAUGGUCCCCUGCGGUGUUUGAGCCGCAAGAUGAGUCCGAUGACGACCUAGCUGAGCAGUUUGAUGAAAACGAGGACGAUAUGCACGCCUCUGGCAUACCUGCCGCGCGCGGAUGGCGUCUGGAUCCACGCCAUGCCGACACAUUCGCAUUCAAAGACCGCGUGCUGCGCAUGUUUUCGGAGCAGCUCGGUAUUCUGGGCUGGGCCCCCGAGCAUGUAGCACCGGGCGCUCUGCCACUGGUGCCUGAGCGCGUCACGAUCAAGCGCAUCACCAACGCCCUCACGAACGCCGUCUUUUUCGUGGGAUACGAUGCUGCAUCGCUGCCGGCGCCUCCCACCGUCCUACUGCGCGUGUAUGGCGCAGGGAGUGAGGCGCUUCUCUCUCGCCGCGCCGAGUUGCUGAUUCUGCAUACCCUUUCGAGCUUGUACGAAAUUGGACCGCAUAUUCUAGGCACGUUUGCGAACGGACGUGUCGAGGAAUUUUAUGAAUGCUACUCGAUCGGCCAGGAAGGCAUGCGCGAUCUCGGCACGCCGAGAGCUGAAGGCCCCGCUCACUGGGUAGCGCGCCGCAUGCGCGAGAUGCAUGAAGUCCCCCUCGAUGUCAUGCGGACGAUCCUAGAACAGGGCGACUUGAAAUCGACGUCGGCGGGGUUUGGCCGAGGUAUCGAGAACCACAUCAUGGCAUCGAGCCACCGCCCACGUCGGCAGCGCAGGCAGCCGCCCGGUGCCACGUCGCCCGCAUGGCAGAGCUACAGCUACUUUGCACAUCCGUCGCCUGGCCUCUUCUCGCGUCGCGCUAACGCGUCUACCAUGUCGUUUGACUCGCUCGCGACCAGCUACGACUCGGCGGCGAGUCCGCGAAGCACCUUGUUCACGCCAAUGGACGCGCCCCAGGGCGACUCUAGUGCUAUGAGCCCCCUCUCGCUGGGCCCAUCGGAUGCUCCGCUCCAGCCCACGUCACACGGGCCGUACCCCGGUGUUUGGCGUCGCCUCAAGCGAUGGACGCGCGAAGCAAGCAAGGUGAUCGAGCUUGUGAACGCUUUUGCCCUGUCGCCCGAGGGCCGCGUCGUGUGUGACGCCCACGGCGUGAGCUCUUUGCCCGUGUCGGUAGAUGCACCACGCACGCCUCGCCUACCUCCAGCGGCAUCGCUGCGUGCGACACGGGUGUAUUUCCGGGAUAUGAUGCUGAGCCUCUUGGCGUGUGAUCUGUCGAUGCUUUGCCGGGAGAUUGCCGAGUACAAGCAGUAUGUUCGCAAAUGGGAACAGGUGGAAGGCAAAAGCCGCCGUGUGUUUUGCCACAAUGACUCUCAGUGCGGAAAUUUGCUCUUGCUGCGCGUCGACCAGCACGGCGAGCUGCCUGCCAUGGCAUCAGGCAUGCCGCGCGACCACCAGUCCGUCGUGUCUACAUCCCCGCAGUCGCCCGUCCUCGAAGCGACUCGUUCGCGCCGACGCUCGCGCUCGCGCUCGCGUGCAAGUGAGCCGCAUCAGCGCCUGGUCGUGAUUGACUUUGAAUACGCGACCCCGAAUCCACGGGCCUUUGACAUCGCGAAUCACUUCCACGAAUGGCGCUCCAAUUACCUGCAUCCAACGUACUCAUGGAGUCUGCGGCACCAUGGCGCGUAUCCCACCCAGGAGCAGCGGCAGCAAUGGCUGCAUGCCUACGUCGAUCAGGGCCAGCGCAUGCGGCGUCGAAGCACGAGCGCAUCCAAACUGUGCACGAACGAAAGUGUGCCGCCCAUCAGUGAUAUAUCCUUGCCACCUGCGGUGCUCUCACGCACGCCCAGUACGCCCAGCUUCUCGCCACUGACACCCCUCACGCCUCAUGGCGCGCAGGCCCAAGUGGACCGCCUUGAACAGGAAGUGCACGUAUGGUCGCCGGCUACCCACGCUGUAUGGGGCUUGUGGGGCAUCGUCAUCGCGCGCAACGACAUUGAGACUCUAUUGGCGCAUGUCAAGUCUCAUGUGCGCACAACGCCCGAGGGCCUCGUGUACGAGGAUCCCGGCGAGCCCGCUCCGCCGUGUGACGAAACGGGCGCCGAGGACUUUGACAACUUGCGCUUCGCGCUCGGUCGCAUCGAGCUCUUCCGCGAAGAGCUCGGCGAGCGCGGCAUUGGUAGACGCUUGUAG